Molecule: messenger RNA, 1783 nt
Organism: Cyclopterus lumpus (lumpfish)
Lineage: Eukaryota; Metazoa; Chordata; Actinopteri; Perciformes; Cyclopteridae
Gene: sgcb
Product: sarcoglycan, beta (dystrophin-associated glycoprotein)
Exons: 6
Coding region: 40-975 (311 amino acids)
Biological process (GO): muscle organ development
Cellular component (GO): sarcoglycan complex; sarcolemma
Source: RefSeq, a predicted model, not a curated record
UGGUUUGUCCCGAGUCGCUCUGGAAGCAGGAGGGUCAACAUGGCGUCUGAACAGGAGAGUUCCAACGGUCCCGUGAAGAAGUCCAUGCGAGAGAAGGCCGUAGAGCGUCGUGGCAUCAACAAGGAACACAACAGUAACUUCAAAGCCGGCUACGUGCCCAUCGAAGAAGAACGCCUCCACAAGACGGGCCUGAGAGGACGCAAAGGAAACAUGGCUGUUUGCAUCGUGGUCCUGCUCUUCCUCCUCGCCUUGAUCAACCUCAUUAUCACUCUGGUGAUCUGGACGGUGAUCCGCAUCGGUCCGAACGGCUGCGACAGCAUCGAGUUCCACGAGUCGGGCCUGCUGCGCUUCAAGCAGAAGGCGGACAUGGGCAUCGUUCACCCGCUGCACAAGAGCACCGUGGGGGGCCGCAAGGACCAGGACCUGGUGCUCGUGGGCAACAACAACCCGGUGGUGUUCCAGCAAGGCACCACGAAGCUGAGCGUGGAGAAGGACAAGACCUCGGUGGUCAGCGACGUCGGCAUCUCCUUCACGGACCCUCGCACGCAGACCACGUUCUUCAGCACCGACUUUGAAAACCACGAGUUCCAUCUGCCCAAAGGGGUGAAAGUGCUCAGCGUGAAGAAGGCCUCCACGGAGAGGAUCACCAGCAGCGCGGCGUCUGACCUGAACAUCAAAGGGGACGGCAAGGCCAUCAUCCGCGGAAACGAGGGCGUCAACAUCAUGGGCCGAACCGUGGAGUUCAAGAUGGGAGGCGGCAUCGAGCUGCGGGCCGAGAACAGCAUCGUCCUGAACGGCUCCGUCAUGUUCAACGCCUCCCGCAUCCCCCACUCCGCGGGCGACGUGUACUUCGACGAGGGCAUGGAGCGCUACAAGCUGUGCAUGUGUGCGGACGGGACUCUGUUCCGCGUGCAGGUGAAGUACCCCAACAUGGGCUGCCAGACGUCGGAGAACCCCUGUGGGAAGGCCCUCUAGAGGGGAAGACCCUCUGGAGAGGAAGACCCUCUAGAGGGGAAGGCCCUCUAGAGGGGAAGACCCUCUGGAGAAGAAGACCCUCUAGAGGGGAAGGCCCUCUAGAGGGGAGGACCCUCUGGAGAGGAAGACCCUCUAGAGGGGAAGGCCCUCUAGAGGGGAGGACCCCCCCUAGAGAGCCUUGAGGACAUUAAUCUGCAGUGUUCAGCCUCAUUUUUGUGUUUGCCAAAAUCGGGAAUCGUGUAACAGAUCGUCGCCGCUCGGCCAAAGAUGUGAAACUCGUAAGCGCUGCAGUGUUUUUUUAAAUUUUUUGUUGACAUUGUGUAGAGAUUAUAAUGCCGUGAACCCGUCCGGUAUUACUAAUACACAAACCCUUUUAUCUGGCUCACCUGUUCAUCGUUGCUGGCAGCUUUGUUUGAUAUUUUACUUUAUUGUACACACUACACCAUUAUAAUGUUUAUUCUAUAUUACAUUUUUAGGAUGAAUUGUAAAAAGAAAAACAGAUAUAAAAAAGAUAUAUCGUAAGCCAUCCAGUAAUGUUAAGACUCUUUCCGAGACUGUCUACCGUGCACGUGCCAAUGGACGAUAAAGAAUAUAAUAUAUAUGUAAUAUUCACAUUUUUAACGCAGUAUUGAUCGACGGGAGGAGAGUAUGUGCACUAAAGUUAUGCUGCAGAUUAAUUAUCUUUAAAUGUUGAUGAAUGUCAGGAAAGUUUAAAUCAGUCGCUCGGUUUGAAGCUUUUAUUGAGUGGUUUGAAUUUUGUGCAAUAUAGUAAAAAAAAAUAUAUAUAAAUAAAAGGAUUAGAAUUUAA